AUGAAUCUUCUUCCUAGAGUGCUGUCUCGUAAGCUUUGUUCAUGCUGCUCGCCCUAUUCAACAUCUUCUUUCUCAUGGAUAUCUCCCUUGCAAGAUGCUGAUUCCAUCAAAGACCCACCACCCAAAACUCAUAGAAGACACAGGAGUAGAAGUAAAUUCAUAUCUCAUGACUCGGCAGUGACCUUAAUCCAAGCCGAGAGAGAUCCUCAGCUUGCACUGGAACUAUUCAACAGGGUAGGUGACCAAGAUGGGUUCAAUCACAAUCAUGCUACCUAUUCUACUGUACUGCACAAGCUCGCCCGGUGCAGGAAGUUCGAUGCUGUCGAUGCAGUCCUCCGCCAGAUGACCUACGAGACCUGCGAGUUUCACGAGACCGUGUUCCUCGAUCUGAUGAGCCAUUUCUCCAAGUCCAUGAUGCACGAUCGAGUGGUGGAGAUGUUCUACGCGAUUCAGAAGAUUACUCGUGCUAAGCCCUCGCUCAAAGCUGUGAGCACCUGCCUUAAUCUCUUGAUCGAAUCACAGCACGUUGGUCUGGCCAGGAGUUUCCUUGUGAGUGUUAAGAAGCAUCUCGAUUUGAGGCCGAAUACUUGCAUUUUCAACAUCUUGGUUAAGCAUCACUGCAAGGUUGGUGAUCUUGAAUCUGCCCGUGAAGUGAUGAAGGAGAUGAAAAGAUCGGAGCUUUCUUAUCCCAACUUAGUCACCUACUCCACUCUCAUGGAUGGCCUUUGUCGGCAUGGCAGACUCAAAGAAGCAACUGAUCUGUUCGAGGAGAUGGUGUCGGAGCAUCAGAUCGUACCCGAUGCUCUAACAUACAACGUGUUAAUUAACGGAUUUGUUCAAUCUGGAAGAGUCGAUCGAGCCAGGAAAAUAAUCGAGUUCAUGAAGAGGAAUGGAUGCACUCCAAACCUGUUCAACUACUCGACUUUAAUGAAUGGGUUCUGCAAGGAAGGUAAAGUGACUGAAGCCAAAGAGGCUUUUCAGGAAAUGAAGACUGUAGGGUUAAGACCCGACAGAGUUGGCUAUACGACAUUGAUUAAUUGCUUAUGCAGAAGCGGAAGACCCGACGAAGCCCUGUUGUUGCUUCAAGAGAUGAAGGAAACACAGUGUAGACCCGAUGUUGUGACAUAUAAUGUAUUACUGAGAGGGUUCUGCGAAGAAGGAAGGUUCGGUGAUGCUCUAGGGAUGUUGAAGCAGCCAGCCUGUGAAGGAGUUUACUUGAACAAAGGGAGUUACAGGAUUGUUUUGAACUGCUUGUUGAAGAGAGGUGAAUUGGAGAAAGCUGCUGUAUUCUUGGGUGUGAUGCUUGAUAAAGGAUAUUUGCCACAUUAUGCGACUUCAAACGAGUUGUUGGUGAAAUUAUGCGAGGAAGACAGGGUUUACGAUGCAGAGAUGGCGUUGUUAAGGUUGGCAGAAGCUGGUUUCAAACCUGGAACCGAGUCUUGGGGUUGUUUGGUUGAGUUAGUCUGUAGAGAGAGAAAGUUGCUUGCUGCAUUUGAGCUGCUUGAUUCGCUGGCAGAAGGGUAA
Messenger RNA from Linum tenue, 1524 nucleotides. The record is from the annotation of a GenBank genome assembly. Lineage: Eukaryota; Viridiplantae; Streptophyta; Magnoliopsida; Malpighiales; Linaceae.